Molecule: messenger RNA, 1447 nt
Organism: Rubroshorea leprosula
Lineage: Eukaryota; Viridiplantae; Streptophyta; Magnoliopsida; Malvales; Dipterocarpaceae
Source: the annotation of a GenBank genome assembly
AAACAAAAUUUCUAAACCCGGUUAAAAAAUGGACGGGAUGAAACCCAUGGGCUUGUGAGCUUGAAAUUUGAUGAAUGGUUAGGGCUUUUUGAGAAAGAAACGAUGAUGGGUUGGAUCCUGGAUCUAUCAUUUGGACUUGGAAAGGAAACCAAUUCUGCUUUCACACUCUUGCUUCUUUCUCUCCCGAAGCCGAAAGAAAGGAACCACCAGGAUCCCAGAGCUCUGAACAAAUUCAAGGCAGCUCACUUUGGUGCCCUAAUUACACCCUGGAAAAAUAGCUGCCUCUACAGACUGGAAGUUGCUCAUUACAUCUAUAGAAAUGUUAUCAAUUUUGCUGAUAGUCCUCCAAUUUUUCUAAUCUUUUGUUGGGUGAGAUUAGAUUGCGUAUCUAGUGUAGAUAUAAUGAGCUUUGAAACUAAUGCGGCCAUUUUCCACGCCGAUUGUACAAACAAGCAUUAAAGAAAACAAAUUUAUGCAUUCCAAUACAGCCCUUUAGCGGAAUGUCCACUUAGGAACUGCACUACUUAGAAAUCAAACCAUUGCGACAGAAAUAGUUUCUGGCAUUUGGAAGUCUCAGACAUGGGUGAAUUUUUAAUUCAACUUACUAGGGACAGAUUGGAGCUUUAGUCCUUCUUUUCUUGCUUUUUUUAAAGUAUUGUAUUAUGUUAAUGCUAAAUAUAGUAGCGGCGUAUUCUUGAGACCUUCAACAUUUGUACUGAUUCUGCUUUAAUCCAUUUCCGAAUUCUGUUGUGGGCUUUCAUUUUUCUGGUUAUGGAGUUUAUAUUUAUUUGAAUGUAGUAGCUGAGGGUGUGAAGGGACCACAUUUGGCUUCUGAUUUAAAUAGACCAUGACCAUCCCCUUAUUGGACCUGUGGUCCCUCACACUUAAUCUAGUUGUUUGCAGCCUCCAUCAGAAUUAUCUGCAUUACAUUAAUUAUUGCCUAAGCAUUCAAAGUGAGAGAAUGAAAGGACAUUCUAGGCUAAGUAUCAUCAGUUGGAAGUCAUCCUCAUAUAGUUUGUCAAUUUAGUCAAUAACAUCAGGUUUAUUACUUGGUGAGGCUUUUGCAUAUGAUGCAGAGGUCUUGUUCUUCUUGGGAGGAAUCCUCUCUUAUCUUUUUCCUCACCAUGUGCUUUUACCAUGUCUCGAAUCUAGAACUGCUAACUUCUAAAGGUGGGGAGAUAACUAUUGUUUUACUAAUGCAUUAAUUUCGACAGUCAAAAGUUGAUCCAGAUUUAUUUUGAAUUUGAUAAGUAAGGGUUAACUUUUUCUAGAAAAGUUACUUGUUUUAUUGCCCUCUUCAAACUUGCUUUUGAUAGAGUAGGAUUCAGUAUUUGAGCUAGCUGAUGGCUUCUUGCCAAAUAUCCAAGACUGUAGGCAGCAUAUUGACAAUUAUGCAAAGGAAUUACCUAGAAAUUUGUUAUAGUUAACAGCUUAUUGUCACACAAGA